Molecule: messenger RNA, 2992 nt
Organism: Rosa rugosa (rugosa rose)
Lineage: Eukaryota; Viridiplantae; Streptophyta; Magnoliopsida; Rosales; Rosaceae
Product: pentatricopeptide repeat-containing protein At1g08070, chloroplastic-like
Exons: 3
Coding region: 332-1840 (502 amino acids)
Biological process (GO): RNA modification
Cellular component (GO): intracellular membrane-bounded organelle
Molecular function (GO): RNA binding; protein binding
Source: RefSeq, a predicted model, not a curated record
UUUCCCAAGAGAAGUGAAUUGGCUACCGACUUGGUGGCCUCGCUAGUUGAGGAAGAAGCGCCUAGAAUUUUGGAUUGAUCGUUCACCUAGCUUCUUCCCUUGUGUUUGUUCUUUUUCAAGAUAAAUUGUCGUGCCUCCAGCCUUUUAGCUCGAAUUUUGGAUGCCUAUUGAGUAUUGACUCGCCGAGUCUUGGUUGCGUUACGUUAUUUUUCAUCGGCGUCUUCAUUCACAUGGUUUGAAUGCCCACGGGAAGAAGAUUGAAGUAUGCAAAAGCAGCGUAAAGAGUCAUUGCCAGUAAAGAAGUCAUUAUCUCCAGCCUAACCCACAUACAAUGAGACAACUAAACCAAAUCCAUGCGCUGCUGGUCAAAAAUCCAAAACCCCAAGUUUUAAACCCCUGGCUGGGAUAUCUGACAAACUCUUCAGCACCACAAAAUGCCCUUUUUCUCUAUAACCAAAUGCUCCACCACCCAACUUCCCAUAACCACUACACAUUCACUUAUGCUCUAAAGGCAUGCUGCUUGCUCCAUUCACCCCAUAAAGGCCAAGAAAUCCAAGCCCACGUCACAAAAUCCGGUCACAUAUCUGAUACCUUCAUCCAAAACUCUUUGCUCCACUUUUACGUAAUCCAAUCUGACAUUGUUUCUGCUACCCGCGUUUUUGAUUCAAUACCCGUACCGGAUGUUGUUUCCUGGACUUCGAUGAUUUCGGGUCUUUCCAAGUGUGGGUUUGUGGAGGAAGCCAUUGUCAAGUUUAUGUCCAUGGACGUGAAGCCUAAUUCCACUACUCUUGUGACUGUUUUGUCUUCUUGUUCUACUUUAAGAGCUUUGAAAUUUGGUAAAGCUGUUCAUGGCCAUUGUUUGAGGAACUUUCGGGAAAGAAAUUUGAUUUUGGACAAUGCGGUGUUGGAUUUCUAUCUGAGAUGUGGAUCUUUGGCGGGUGCACGAUACCUGUUUGUCAAUAUGCCCAAGAGAGAUGUCGUUUCUUGGACUAUCAUGGUGGGUGGUUAUGCACAAAGAGGUUUUUGUGAAGAGGCAGUGAAACUUUUCCAACAACUGCUGCAGGGUGGAGAAGCCGAGCCUAAUGAGGCUACCAUUGUCAAUGUAUUGUCAGCAUGUUCUUCGAUUUGUGCAUUAAGUUCAGGCCAGCAGGUGCAUUCCUAUAUCAGUACUCGACGAGAUCUCACGGCGAAUGGCAAUGUGGGGAAUGCCUUGGUCAACAUGUAUGUGAAGUGUGGAAACUUGGAAAUGGCUAUCUCAGUUUUUCAGUCCCUGGAGCACAAAGAUAUCAUUUCAUGGAGUACCGUAAUAUGCGGCAUGGCCAUGAAUGGCCAUGGCAUACACGUGUUGCAGCUCUUUUCCAGUAUGCUAGUCAAUGGGGUGUCUCCUGAUCGUGUAACCUUCCUCGGGUUGUUAUCAGCAUGCAGUCAUGCUGGCCUGGUAAAUCAAGGGUUGAUGUUCUUCAAUGCUAUGAAGAAAGUUUACCGGAUUGUCCCUGAAACACAGCAUUAUGCGUGUCUGGUCGAUAUGUAUGGUCGAGCUGGGCUAUUAGAGGAAGCAGAGGCUUUUAUUAAAGAAAUGCCAACAGAAGCUGAUGGUCCUGUUUGGGGAGCGCUGCUUAAUGCUUGUAAAAUCUAUGGGAAUGAGGAGAUGGUUGAGAGGAUCAGAGAAGGCCUCCGCAAUAGUGCAGGAGUGAGCACCGGAACUUAUGCUCUGUUAUCAAAUGCUUAUGCUAAACAUGAUAGGUGGGAUGAUUCUAAUAAGGUUCGUGAUGAAAUGAGAGAGAUGGGGUUGAAGGCACCACCAGGUCGUAGUUGGAUUGAAAUUGGUCCGUCCAUCUAACCUAUACACACGUGAUCCCAAGUUCCCAAUACAUGGUCAUAUGGUCAUACCCAAGAACCACUUUUUGUCUAACCAGACCCCAUGAUGGGUUUUUAGAAAUUUGAGCCAUGGGACCCUGUGAAUUUGGUAAUAUCAACAGUUGAACCGAAGUUUGAGAUGUACAAAAUCAAUCAUCCGGAAAAUGAGAACCGAGAAGAAGUUGAAGCUGCAGAGGAACAUCAAGGAGAAGGAUAGAUCAGCCAAUGAGAUGGCCCACGUGAGCUCGGGGUCAAGGGGAAGUAGUAAAUGUAGAAAUUUGCUGAAUAGAUCAAGAGAAUCAAGUACAAGCUUGAAAAGGCCAGAUAUAAGGAGGCUUUGCUGAUUGAAAGACUCCUGUCGUUAAACCAAACAAUAGGCAAAGAUAGUUGGAGAUGAACUCCUUGAUGGAGUUAGGGGAGGUCAGAGAAUUAUUGCCUGCCUGGUUUGGAGGUGGGAGGAAACAAGGUUUAAGAUCAGGUGCUAGACGAAUAUCAGAAAAUAUUUAGUGAUUCUUGGAGGACUACACAAGAGGAGAGCAUACCAAAACCUGAUGAAGAAAAUUGUUUGUCAAUGUCCAUUUUCCUUUUUUUGUGACAAAUAUGCAUUCUUUGCAAGUAAAAAAAAAAUGAUGGCUGAAAUUGACGAAAAUACCCCUUCCGAGCAGUAUAAAAUAGCUCCCGGGACGCAAGUAGGGUUUUACACUCAUUUAGUUUAAGAAUGAGGCUUUGCUCUCAGAGAGAGGCCCUCUCUCUCUCUGAAUGGCUGUGGAGCCGGUGAUUUCAACCAAGUCUUACAGACUCUCUCUCUCUCUCUGUGCUGUGUGCACUGCGCACUGUAUCUGGAUCUUCUUUGCUUUCUGUUUCUUUCAUUAUCUUUCUUCUUCUUCUUCUUCUUCUUCUUCCUCCUCCUCGAAAAACCGAAUGCCAAGAGGCGGUGAUGAUUUUUAUUCAGUUUCUCUAAACCAGACGGCGGGAAUGGCGAACCGGUCUACUUGGCGGGGCGACCCGGUUGCCCCCUGUUGGUGAAAAUGACUUUUUUGUCCUUUCACCCACAGGCGGCGCCCGGUGGUCGCAGCCAUGGGAGGCCCGCGUUUGCCUUUCGCUUUUGUUUGACAGAAGGCGAAUCUGAGCCUCG